GAAAGAAUUCACCACCCUUUUAGCUCUGUUUAUAUUUUUAAUUUUUCUCCUCGUCUAAGCUGCUGUAAUUGCUGCGGUGCUGUUUUGGAAAAGAGGGAGAGAGACCCAAAAGAGACUAUGCUCGGGGACUCAGCUGUGUUGGGAGCGGGAGGCGGAAGUGGCGGCGGGGAAGGUGGCGCCUCCGCCGAUGCAGUGGCCGGGGUGACGCAUGAGCGGGCGGUGGCAGCGAGCGGAGGCGGUGGCGGAGUUGGAUCAAAUUCAGGGGACGACGAAAGGGGUAGAAUCGAAGAGGGAGAACGUAGCUUCGGUGGUAACCGGUGGCCCCGACAAGAGACUUUGGCGCUGUUAAGGAUACGGUCGGAUAUGGACGUGGCGUUUCGAGAUGCAAGUGUUAAGGGUCCUUUGUGGGAAGAAGUAUCCAGGAAAAUGGCAGAGCUUGGGUAUCACAGAAGUUCCAAGAAGUGCAAAGAGAAAUUCGAGAACGUGUACAAGUACCACAAGAGAACCAAAGAAGGUCGAAGUGGGAAGCAAGAUGGAAAAACAUAUCGUUUCUUCGAUCAACUACAAGCCCUUGAGAAUCACACUCCAACACCCCACUCUCCCAACCCAUCACCAAAACCACCACAAUCAGCGCCAUCAAGAGUAAUUGCAGCAACAGCUGCAUCAGUGUCACUACCAAUUGCAACAGCAGCAACAACUGCUUCAUCGUUGCCACUUCCAAUUCCAACCACAAUAACAACAGUGCCAAUGCAGCCAAUACUGUCCAACACCACUCUCACCAGUACUGUCCCCCAUAUCACUGUUCCAUCAACAACAACACUCCCCAUAACCAUACCCCAGCCCAUGCUCACUACCCCAUCAAUACAUCUCUCAACUCCUUCUUUCCCUCCAACAAACCCUACCACCAACACAACCCCACCACCCUCUUUCCCCUCGCUCCCCACCGACACCUUCUCCAAUUCUAGCUCCUCCUCCACCUCCUCCGACGAAACAUUGGAAGGUAGGCGCAAGAGAAAGCGCAAGUGGAAGGACUUCUUCGAGAGACUCAUGAAGGAAGUCAUCCAGAAACAAGAGGAUCUACAAAAGAAGUUCCUCGAAGCCAUAGAGAAACGAGAACACGAAAGAAUAGCAAGAGAAGAAGCGUGGAGGGUCCAAGAGAUGCAAAGAAUCAAUAGAGAAAGAGAAAUCCUCGCACAGGAAAGAUCCAUAGCCGCAGCCAAAGACGCUGCCGUCAUGUCAUUCCUUCAAAAGGUAGCCGAACAACAAAACCUCGGUCAAGCAUUGAACACCAUCAACCUCGUACAACAACCAUCACAGCAACAACCUCAACCACCACUGCAACAACUACCACCGUCUAGUGUAGCGCCGUCUCCCGUGCAACAACCACUGCCCGCGGUUGUUCCACAGCCAGUGGUGUUUCCAGUGGUCUCACAAGUGACCAACAUGGAGAUAGUGAAAGUUGACAACAACAACAACAACAAUAAUAGUAGGGAUAAUUUCACGCCAUCGAGUUCCUCAAGGUGGCCAAAGGUGGAGGUUCAGGCAUUGAUAAAGCUUCGAACGAACCUGGAUGCAAAGUAUCAGGAGAACGGACCAAAGGGUCCUCUCUGGGAGGAGAUCUCAUCCUCAAUGAGGAAGCUCGGGUACAACCGAAACGCGAAAAGGUGCAAAGAGAAGUGGGAGAACAUCAACAAGUAUUUCAAGAAGGUGAAGGAAAGCAACAAGCGGAGACCGGAAGAUUCAAAAACGUGCCCUUACUUCCACCAGCUGGACGCGCUGUACAGGGAGAAGGGGAAGGUGGAGGGCGUGGCGGCGGCGGUGAAGCCGGAAAGCACGGUGGCACCGCUGAUGGUGCGGCCGGAGCAGCAAUGGCCACCUCAGGAGGAAACGAUGAGGGAUAGGGACAUCAGAAUGGAGGACGUGGAGAACGAAGAGGAUGAGUACGAGGAAGAGAGAGAGGGAGAGGGAGAGGGAGAGGACGAAGAAGAUGAUGAAGAGGAUGAAGAAGGUGGUGGUGGUGGUGGGAAAUAUGAGAUAGUGGCGAACAAAACGAGUGGUGGUUCAGUUGCGGCAUCAACAGAAUAGUGUGAUGAAAGAAGGUGGUGGUGGUAGGUCAUAGAGAGUGCAGGGGUUGUCGGAGGAGGUGGUGGUGGCCAUUGUUGUGGAGAAAGAAUUUGAAUAUUCACGUACGGUGAAGUUACACAUGGCAUGGGUAUCGACCUGUGGAAGAUGAGGUUUGGUUGGUACUUUGUUGUAGCAUAUAGUCAGUAAGAUUAUAUGUUUUUCUCUUUUCUUUCUUUUCUGUUUCAUAAAAUUUGUUUAUUUUUUGGGAUAAUAAAUAAGUCCGAUCAGAGAGGAAUUUAAGAUAGAGACCAAUAAAGAAGAGAGAGACCUUAAUUAAGGUUGUAUUUUUCUUUUAUCUUCAUCAUCUUUUUUUCUUACGUUCCUGGUGCUGUAAAUGGGAGGAGAUUAAUUCCGGUUUUGUCUUUUU
This is a messenger RNA of Vigna unguiculata (cowpea), 2491 nucleotides long. Its product is annotated as trihelix transcription factor DF1-like. NCBI's taxonomy places the organism in Eukaryota, Viridiplantae, Streptophyta, Magnoliopsida, Fabales, Fabaceae. The record is from RefSeq and is a predicted model, not a curated record.